UCCUCCUCAGGCCGCCCUGACCAGACAGGUAGGUUUGGGCCGGUCACCUGAUCCUUCCUCCUGCUGAACACUGAGGGGCAAAGGCACCUAGAUCUGCUGCAUCACACCUGGAACAGUCUCUCACAGAUGAUGUCUGGGGGUCCAACUGACCAGCAGUUCUCGAAGGAGGCCGAAGCAGGCUGGACCCAGGGAGACCCAGGUGCCGAGAUGCCGAACUCCACUCCGUCCUCUGCUUCCCAGAGCGUCCUCUACCCACGGCCUUACGAUGACCACUCCGAUUCGCGGAAGUACUUUGCCACCAGGCCAGGAGCAUUUGACCAAGCCAUGGAUGACCUGAAGGCCCACGUUGUUACCAACAUGGGAGAAACGGCCCACAGCUUUUGGCUAUUGACUGAGAUCGACCACUGGAACAAUGAGAAGGAGCGUGUCCUGGUGAUCACCGAUUCCGCCCUCCUCAUCUGCAAAUACGACUUCAUCAUGUUGAAGUGCCUCCAGCUGCAAAGGGUCCCCCUCAGCUACAUCGACCGGGUUUCCUUGGGUCCCUUCACUUUUCCGGAGAGGUCAUUGGACAAGAGGGAAGGCGAAGGCCUCCGCAUCUUCUGGGACAAAGUGCGGGAGCCGAAAUUCCUCUCUCGUUGGAACCCCUGGUCCACCGAUGUCCCUUUUGCGACCUUCAUUGAGCAUCCGGUGAAGAACAGCAGCCAGAGGUUCAGCGCCAUUUGCCAGCUCUCCGCAUUCACAUCUCAGCUGGUCCCAGCGGUCCAAAAUGCCCAGCGGAAGGAUCCGGUGCCCGGCCGAACCACAGGCAUUGAAGUGGUGGACGAACCCAUCUUCAUUGACACCUUAACGGGGCUGAUGUCGUUCUUUGGGAACCGGAACAAACUGGGUUAUUCCCUCGCUCGGGGCAGCUUCGGUUUCUGAAGUGCAAAAAAGUCGGGAUUUUUUCCUCUUCUUAUUGAACAAUGUUUGCUUUUUCAUGUGUCUCUUGCAAAGUUGCAAGGUUGGGGUUCAGAGGUCUUUUGAAUACCUGGUCUUGGGGUGCAUCUACACAGUAGGAUUAAUGCAGUUUGGGUUCACCAGAACUGCCGUGGCUCCAUAAUACAGAAUUAUGAGAAUUGCAGUCACAAGGUCUUCAGUCUUCUAUACCAAAGUGUGCAUAUGCCUCACCAAACUAUAAUUCCCAGGAUUGCAUAAUAAUGAGCUACGUUAGUUAAAGUGGUGUUAAGAACUACAUUAGGGGGUUGAAUGAAAAGUAAUGCCUCCACCUUCGUUGCUUGGGUUUGGAUGGGAAUAUUUUAAUAAAUCAAACGCAGAAAUAAACCUUAGAAUUAUUCAAGUACCACUAUUCACUUUUCUAAAUAAUCACCAGACAAUUGGAUACAUUUCUGCCAACAAUGGACAAGUUUUCUGAAGCCGUCACAGAAGAAGUCGGCACUCUGUUUCUGCAACCAGCGUCCCACAGUUCUCUCAAUGUCUUCAUCAGAAGCAUCAUGAUGUCCCCGCAGAUCUUUUUUCAUUAUCAGAUGGAAGUCAGUAACACCUGGGGUGUCGAGAAUUCAAUGACUGCACACUGCUUAAGUCGCAUUGACUGACCAUCUGUGCAGGGUUCCAUACUUGCACUUUAACAACACAACCAUUUAAUGCUAAGGCUUCCCGCCAAAAUGGAACUGUAGAGGAGAGUCUACUGAACAAGCCAGUACCUGCGGCAUACCAGUACUGCCAUCCGUUGAGGAGUUACGAAGGCGGAGGCAUUACUUUUCAUUCAACCCUCAUAGUUCUGUAGUAUGGAUGCAUCCAUAGGAGCCACCAGAAGAAGUGACAGGAUGGGCAGCAAAUCCAUUCUGGGUCUUAGUCUGAACAUUAGUAGUGCUGAAUCUUAAGGGCCACUGCAGAAUUAAUUCGGCUUCAUAUCAAUUUAAUUAACUGGGAGUUGUAGUUUUGCAAGAGCGUUAGUUUUAUACCUUGGCAUUGAGCCAUAGCAAUUGAUGUGCUGCCAAAUUGAAUUAAUUCAACAGUGUGGUUGAGAAAAUAAGCUAGAAGAAGCACACCAUUGCUUUCUAUUGUCUUGCCUUUGUUGAUUGUGGUUUGCAAAAGUGAAUAAAUUUAU
Molecule: messenger RNA, 2107 nt
Organism: Anolis sagrei ordinatus
Lineage: Eukaryota; Metazoa; Chordata; Lepidosauria; Squamata; Anolidae
Gene: TPRG1
Product: tumor protein p63 regulated 1
Cellular component (GO): cytoplasm
Source: RefSeq, a predicted model, not a curated record